Fusarium verticillioides 7600 is the source of this 1560-nucleotide messenger RNA. RefSeq lists its product as hypothetical. The record is from RefSeq and is a predicted model, not a curated record. Bases 1 to 1560 code for a protein of 519 amino acids. The transcript has a single exon. NCBI's taxonomy places the organism in Eukaryota, Fungi, Ascomycota, Sordariomycetes, Hypocreales, Nectriaceae.
AUGCAAGUCAGAAAGGCUUACGCCAAUGCUCUAAAUCAGCUCAAGGCAAGCGCCUAUGGUGAUACCGACAUUGAUAAGGCUCUCAAGACUGUCUUUAGCGAGCGAAACGCCUCCAAGCCUCGAUGCUCCGUCAUCGUCAUCACUGACGGCCUUGACUGGGGAGUCACUGCCGCCACGAAGACAGUUCAAGAGAAUGUUGCCAACGCCGCUGCAAAAUCUAAACUCUUGCGGGUUUUCGUCUUGGGCCUAGGAGAUGAUGUCUCCCGAGGCAUGUGUGAAGCUUUGGCGCGAGCUGGCUCUGGUGCUACUGCCUAUAUAACUGAGUCGGAACUCUACGACGACCAUCAGACUGAAAAGGCCGAGACCCUCAUCAAGUCUAUAAACCUUGCACCAGUUCGGGUUCGUUCAAUUGAUUGGGGAAUGGAACUUACUCAACCCAGAACGACGGGAGGUUCCAGUGGUAGGGACCAAGGAGGCGGUCGCCGACAACCCAACCAAAGUGAACUUGGUCCCAGAGCCAAAGGCAGCAACCUUCGACCCACAAGCGCACUUCAACAGGCCCCCAAACCUGGGACUAUGUUCUGGGCCAUUCGCAGCUAUUGGUAUGCUAUCAUCAGCGGUACAUUCAAGCCCGACUUCCAGGCCAAGAUAGUGUAUGAGGUUCCUGGUAUGCGCACUGGUCCCAUAACGAAAGAGGUUUCAUAUACCUUUUCAAAACCCCCCAACACUUCAACACCCUCCAACCGUGUCAUCCAUACUCUUGCUGCACGAGCCCUGAUCCAGACGUUUGAAGAAAAAGCGCUUUCGACCACCGAUCCUGAUGAGAAGUAUGCGAACGAAGCUGAAAUCAUCAGGCUUGGCAAGACCUACAGUUUGGCCAGUACGCAGACAUCCUUCGUUGCCACCAUGAACGGAACAGGUAUUCGUACAAACGUUGCUGGCAAUGCCCCUGCUAGUAGCCAGCGUCUAUUGUCAAGCGUCUCCCUCAGCAAUCAAUCUGAUGUUGGGUUCGUAGCCACCCAAGCCCCGUCUGGAGGAGCAUCAGUUGGAAGCUACGCCUUGGCAUCGGGAACAAGUAACAGAUCUUUGGCGCAACCCAGAAUGAUGAGGAUGGCCAUAAGCAGCAACACCUUUGAAGAUCCACAAGACGACCAAUAUUCUCCAGAAGAGGACGAUUAUGACGAGGACGUAAAUGCUGCCGGAGAUGCUGCCGGAGAUAACCUUUCUCUGCUUAUUGAUGCUCAGGAGGGUAACGGUUCGUUUGAUUCAACCGUUGUCGAAGCCAAUGUCUUUCCAAGCACCGGCAUCCCAGAAAUCCCAGCCUUCAUCACAACACUCCAAGGCCGGCAGAAUAUCAAGGAGCAAAUCUGGCUUGCGAUCUGCGUCAUUGCCUUCUUCCAGAAGAAACACAGUGACCGCAGAAAUGAAUGGUCUGAUGUUAAAUCUAAAGCUGAGAAGUUUGUGAAGACGACAUUGUGCUGUAUUUUUGGCCUUGACUCCGGCCAGGGUGAUAGUAUUUUUGACAAAAUUCUGGAUGACGCAGAAGGUUACUUUUAUUGA